Molecule: messenger RNA, 1649 nt
Organism: Fragaria vesca subsp. vesca
Lineage: Eukaryota; Viridiplantae; Streptophyta; Magnoliopsida; Rosales; Rosaceae
Exons: 10
Coding region: 1-1182 (393 amino acids)
Biological process (GO): regulation of DNA-templated transcription
Cellular component (GO): chloroplast nucleoid
Source: RefSeq, a predicted model, not a curated record
AUGUUGCAGAGCACCACCAUCUUCUUCCCCACUCUUUCAUUUUCACCGUCCCAAUCUCUACGCUCUAUCACUCUUCUCUCUCCCCCAUCAUUUCCCUCUCACCACACCCAAUCCCAGCGCCAUCCAAAUCAACCAGCCCCGAAAAAGAGGCAAUUUCAGCGGCUUUGUAGCUCUUAUGAGGUCGGUGGAGGCUUCCCAGACGCCCAAGACCGGAAUGCAACCACCCAAGAAAAAACCGACCCGGCCCAGAUUGAAGCCCUUCUCAAAGGUGGAGAGCAAGUCACUUCUGUCCUCGAAGAAAUGAUCACCCUCUUGGAAGAUAUGAAGAUGGAUGAGGCGUCUGAAGAGGUGGCAGUGGAAAUAGCUGCGCAAGGGGUCCUGGGGAAGAGAGUCGAUGAGAUGGAGGCCGGUUUCAUGAUGGCGCUGGAUUACAUGAUCAAGCUUGCUGAGGAUGACCAAGAUGACAAGCGCAAAUCACUAUUGGAGGUGAUUAAGGACACAGUCUUAUCCUACCUUACCAAAAAAUGCCCUCCACAUGUUCAAGUGAUUGGCCUACUCUGUAGAACUCCUUUGAAAGAUAGCAGACAGGAAUUACUACGCAGAGUGGCUGCUGGUGGUGGUGUAUUUCAAAGUAAAAAUGACGUCAAAGUUCAUGUCCCUGCUGCAAAUCUCAAUGAAAUUGCUAACCAAGCUGAUGAUUUACUGGAGACAAUGGAAACUCGGCCUGUAGUUCCAGAUCGAAAGCUACUUGCAAGACUUGUUUUGAUCAGAGAGGAAGCUCGGAAUAUGAUGGGAGGUGGAAUACUAGAUGAGAGAAAUGAUCGUGGGUUUAAGACUCUUCCUGAAUCAGAGGUGAACUUCUUAACAAAACUGGUAGCUUUGAAACCAGGGAAGACUGUGGAGGAGAUGAUAAAAAAUGUUAUGGAAGGGAAAGACGAAGGUGCAGAAGACACCGGCAGUGAUGAGGAAGAUACAACCAGUAUAAAGGGUCCGAUUGGAAUUGCAGGAAGGGAAAGUGUUACAGGACGAAAAGCGCUUCCUGUGCGCCCUGGCAUGUUUCUUGAGACUGUGUCCAAGGUCUUAGGUGGUAUUUAUGGUGGAAAUGUCUCUGGCAUCACAGCACAACAUCUAGAAUGGGUUCAUCAGAAGACACUUGAAGUUCUUCAGGAAAUAGCGUUUUAAACGUCUUAGGUCAUCCUCUGUAUUUUGAGCAGUUGAAAUGGAUAAUAUUUAGUGAAAAUAGGGACAAUAAUCUUUUGCAAUAGAAGUUGCUGGGUUGACCCUGUGAAGGCCCAAAGAAAAGUUCAUAAAAUCAGGUACAGAGCACUAGGAGGAAGCUGCUCAAACUUCUGAUAGGGGUUAGCUGCUGUUACAAAUUAAACCAUAUUUUGUUGAAUGAAGAAUGUACUUGAUGGAGUUGAUCAACAGCCUAUACAUGCUAUCCAUUUCGGUAUGUUUGUCUCUGCUAGAGCUUGCCACGACUACCUCCCAUUAACAAUGGCCAGCAAGCAUAAGUGAAGUAUUUUGGUUCCUUCAUCUGGUCUAUAUGACGAGUCUGGUUUUCUUUUUGUUUAGUUCUUCAUGAUGUAACAAGUACACAGAUGAAACUGUGAGCUUUUUACAAGUUACCCUGAUUGAGCUUUGCAUAU